CUCGAGAGAGUCUCUCGGGAGGCUGGAUUAGCCACACGUUGUGGUGAACCAGGAUAAAAUUCGGUGUGCUCCUUCCUUACCCUCUUUACUUUAACGCUCUCGUUUUUAAUUUCCUGCGAUUUUGUUUUAAACGCUAUUCACCCCCCCUCUAGCGUUGGGCCUUUAUUCUAACAAUUGGUAUCAGAGCCUUACUCUCUGUAAGACUUAACCGUUUGAGAGAAACGAUCAAUGGCUUCUACUCAAAGUUCAUACGCAGGUUUAGGUGAAGGGCAAUCCACCACGAGGCCUCCGUUGUUUGACGGAACGAACUACACCUAUUGGAAGGAGCGGAUGAGGAUUUACAUCCAAUCCACCAACUUUCUCCUUUGGAGAAUUAUCAAGAAUGGUGAAGACGUGCCAAUGAAGAAGGUCGGGGAAACCAACGUCCCUAAGACCGAGAACGAGUAUGAUGCACAAGACAUCAAGAAAGUGGAAAACAAUGCCAAGGCCAUCAAUAUCAUCUAUUGUGCCGUAAAUCCGGAUGACUACCGGAAGAUCUCUUGUUGCACCACCGCGAAGGAAAUGUGGGAUAAACUAGAAAUCACCUACGAAGGUACGGAUCAAGUCCGAGAAGCUAAAAUUGAUUUUCUAACCCAUGAAUAUGAAUUGUUUCGUAUGAAGGAGAAUGAGAAAAUCGAUGAGAUGUUUGAACGAUUCUCCAAAAUCGUCAAUGAUCUCCAUGCUCUCAAGAAGACGUACACGGACAAUGAUCUUGUGAGAAAAAUCCUGCGAAGUCUCACACCGGAGUGGCGCUCCAAAGCCGAUGCCAUCCAAGAGUCCAUUGGCAUCACCAACGUCAUCAUUGACGGGCUUAGAGGUAACCUCAAAACCUAUGAGUCUACCAUUUUAUUCCCCUCUUUAGGUGAACAAAAGAAGAAGGGGAUUGCACUCAAGGCUUCCUCAAGCCAAGAACCCGCCAUGGAGGAAUCAAGCGAUGAAGACAACGAGUUCGGGCUCGUUAUCAAGAAAUUCCACAAGUUCAUGCGCAAGGAGUAUGAACGAAAGGGUAAAAAGCAUGGAGGACCACCCAAGUGCUAUGGUAAGGCUUAUAGAGUCUUCAACAAACGCACCUUAACCGUUGAGGAAUCUCCUCAUGUUGUCUUUGCCGAAAAUGAUGCUCGCUUGGCGAGAAAGGUUUCUUGUGAUGAUCUUGUAGAUUCAUUGGAGAACAUCUAUCUCAACGACAAUGACGAAGGAGAAAACUCAAAGGAAAGCCAAGAUGUGGAAGUAGAGCCACCCGUAAACGAGGAACAACCACAAGAGGAGGAAACGCCAAUGCCAAGGGCAUGGAGGACUUCAAAGAACCAUCCUCUUGACAAGGUAAUCGAUGACAUCAACCGAAAGCCAAAAAUCCUGCAAAUACUCCCUCUCUACUUUGUUGAAAUGGCAGGAGGUCAAAUAAAAAGAUCCCGCACCGGCAAGAACGUGGCUUCUUCCUCGGCUCCUCCACCACCGGCGCACAAGUAUCUCGAUGGGUCGUUCCUUUGGUUCAACGACCGCGCAGAGGCGACGCGGUUCUCGGAGAAGUUCGAGCACCGGGAGAUUCUUCCUCCCCGGUUUUCCACCGGCCGAUUCAUCCACAGCGCCAUCCCUCGCCAGGCACGGGUCAUCCUCCAAGAAGGACACUUCCUCGACCUCCUCUACAUCAAGAAGAACGACUACCACCCUUUUCUUGUUCGAGCUUUCUAUUCAAACUUGAAAAAGGAUGAGGAUGGAGCGUUGAUUUCUAACGUCAACGGGGUGGAGAUCUAUUUGAAUGAGGAGAACAUUCAAAUCCUCACCGGACUUCGACGGGAUGGACAGGAUCUCGGGCUCUACGUCGGAGAAGAAGGAGCACGGUUCAACGAGACCGCCCUCUUGGAGGAAGUGGGCAUCCGAAACUUCGUCCCCACUCCUCAACAGCGGCGUCCUACGAUUUCUUCCAUGAGUCCCUUGUAUCGUUUCAUCACUACAAGAAAUUUGGUAUUUUGGCACACUUAAAAUGGUGGUUCGCCACACUUAUAAAUGUGGAAAAAACACUUUGCCACACAUGACCUAAGUGCGGCUACCUAACUGUGGGCAAUUUUUAGCCACACUUUUAGAUAAGUGUGGCUAAUAAAUAUUUUAGCAACAC
Messenger RNA from Cuscuta campestris, 2152 nucleotides. NCBI's taxonomy places the organism in Eukaryota, Viridiplantae, Streptophyta, Magnoliopsida, Solanales, Convolvulaceae. The record is from the annotation of a GenBank genome assembly.